Molecule: messenger RNA, 2061 nt
Organism: Aspergillus pseudotamarii
Lineage: Eukaryota; Fungi; Ascomycota; Eurotiomycetes; Eurotiales; Aspergillaceae
Product: amidase family protein
Exons: 2
Coding region: 1-2061 (686 amino acids)
Source: RefSeq, a predicted model, not a curated record
AUGGUUUCGUGGACGCAAAUCUUGAUCAACGCCCUUGCCUUGGCCUCGGUCUUCGAAGGUGGAAGAGCAAGCCAUGUUUCUCUAUCAAACAUAUACGAAGCAGCUGAAGCUGUCACCUAUCAACUGGGCGACACUACAUAUCUUGCCAAUGCAAAAAGUCCCCAGGGUACAUUGACAAUCAUCAACCCCAAAGAUAAUAAUCCCCACGCUGCUGGCAGAAUCAAAGCAUUGACAGUCAUCAUUGCAAACGAGACUAUCGUGACUGCGCACUACAUCAGCGUCAUAAUCUCGAGCUAUCUGGCCAAUGACGACGUUUUCUCGGCAGGGUUUCUCGGUUCCGUCUAUAUCACCUCAUCAGCCCCCAAUGCCAGUAUACAGGCUGAUGCUUUGGAAUAUCUUUCGAGUGUCGGUGCUGAGAUCAUCUUUAUUGACUCCAGUGUCUUCAAGAUCCAGAGUGGACGAGCAAUACUGGUGCAAUACACCUCCGCUAAGAUUCUAGCGCCUGGUCCAUAUACAGCCGUAAUGUCGAAAGACAAGGUUAGUCUUCUAGACACGUACCGCCUAUACCCAGACACAUACCGUGAUUUUGUCACCGGUAUAUAUCCAUCGAAUGAUGGCAGCGGCUCCUUUAUGCCACUUCAAUCUAUGUCUUCCAGGCUCUGGGCACCGUUGGUCCCGGUUCCGAGCCGCAUCCAAGCAUGGGGAGACUCACGGCCGUUGGCUGGCAAACGGGUGGCUGUCAAAGAUAUAUUCGACAUCAAAGGGCUGCAGACAUCAGCGGGAAGCCAGGCCUGGAUUCAGACCACGUCUCUUGCCAACAGAACUGCGCCCGCGAUUCAGCGGCUGGUGGAUCUGGGCGCGGUUCUCGUAGGGAAGCAAAAGCUGGCACAGUUUGCGUCCGGUGCGAAUCCCUGGGAUUGGACUGAUGGGCAAGCUCCUUUUAACCCAAGGGGUGAUGAAUACUUGACUUGCGCAGCAUCAACGUCCGGUGGGGCCUGCUCGAUUGCGGCGUACGACUGGCUGGAUGCAGCGAUUGGGAGUGACACUGGUGUUUCAAUUCGUCGCCCAGCAGCUGUGACGGGAACCUUUGGAAACCGACCCAGUCAGGGAAUGAUAACGCUGGAGGGCAUGCUUGCCCAGAAUUGGGCACAGGACACAGCUGGUGUCCUCGGGCGGAACCCAGCCGAAUGGGCCAAGUUUGCCAAGGCAUGGUAUACUCCAGAGCUUCACCAGCCAGAAUCGAUUACUGGACUAUCUCCUCUGUCGGUGCAGGACACGACGACAUUCCCAGCCCAGAUCCUGUACCCGGAUGAGCAAUUUCCCCUUCUUAAUCCCGCCGCCCAGGAGAUCGUUGACACUGUUCUCUCGAGCAUAGCAAACGCACUCAACAUGACUAUCAAGCACACGAACCUUAGCGCCACGCUCGUCGAUGCACCUAUCCUUUCGGACAAGAAGGACAGCUUGGACCGUCUGCUAAUGGCAACAGCUACCCUAACGUAUUGGUCAUCACAUGUCGCUGUCGCCGACCCUCUCAUGACUGAAUGGGGACGCCGUUACGAAGGACGAUUCCCUCCAGUAGAUCCACUGUGGCGCAAGGAGUGGUCGCAAUUCAACGCCAGCAUGAUCAACCAAGCAGCAUACGACCAGGCCUUACGGGAUAAAAGGAAGGGUGUCGACUGGUUCGAAAAGAAUGUUCUGCCGGAAACCCCACAGUCCUGCUCGGAGUCAUUAUUGAUAUGUGACAUUGGCACUGGUGGGCUGCCCAGCUUCCGGGAGAAAGCCCUCAACGAGGGACCGAAUGCCACGUUUCUGGGAAGGGUGCCAGACGGGGCUGCGAUACCCUGCUCCAUGAUAUGCCCUAUUUUUGGCUGUGCCGACUUCACCAUUCCCUUGGGCCAAGUGCCUUACCAUUCGCCGGUGUCGAAUGUGACUGAGCAGUUCCCCGUGAGCAUCAACAUGAUCGUGCGGCGGGGAUGCGACUUUGUAUUGUUCAACAUGGUUGAGAAGCUGGCGCAGGCUGGUGUCAUCCGAACCGUCAAGACUGGCAAGCAGGCAUUUUAG